AUGGAUAAAAUGGAACGAUCCGACUAUCCUCCAAUGCGACGAGCUAACCGUGUUGGCACAUUGGACAUGUCAGCUGUAGCUGCACAGGAUCCAUCAUCUCCUUCUAUUUGUCGAGGGUUUGUCGGAGAUCCAAUGGAUCGCUAUCUGGCAGGACUUGGUCUUGUCAAGAAGAUGAUGCCUAACGAUAGGGGAAGCAGUGUGUAUAGAGCUGUUUGUGAAGGACUAAGCGGCGAUCAAAGUGAAUACCUUGAACUUCAACAAGUUGUGGAAGGAGAUCUUCAAAUGCGUUACCGUCUUCAACGUCUUCGAACAGGUCUAGCGGACGUAAACAAAAUUGAGGAUACUUUGGAGACAAUUUCACGUCUUCUCAGAAUUGAGCUCCAUGUCUAUCGUGUUGUGGGGGAAGAACCUCAAAUUCACAUACCUAAAAAACGUACUACAAAACGUCCUGACAAGGUAAGGCUUAUCAUACUUUUCUUUCUUCUUCAUCGUUUACUGCUCGAUGGCGGCAUGACAAAGUUUGUUGGUCAUAUACAAAAACAACAUACUAAGGGCAACAAUACAGUGAUAGUAAAUGCAUAUGAAAAAUUAUAAAA
Molecule: messenger RNA, 596 nt
Organism: Strongylus vulgaris
Lineage: Eukaryota; Metazoa; Nematoda; Chromadorea; Rhabditida; Strongylidae
Source: the annotation of a GenBank genome assembly